Messenger RNA from Gongylonema pulchrum, 633 nucleotides. The record is from the annotation of a GenBank genome assembly. Lineage: Eukaryota; Metazoa; Nematoda; Chromadorea; Rhabditida; Gongylonematidae.
AUGGCGGACGAAGAUGGCCUAAACCGAUUGGAAGGUACAUCGGGCGGACGCGGUGGCCUGAUCAUACGCAAGAAGAAAUCGGAUGAUGACGACAAGCGCUUCAAGCAUCCUGGCAAAUCACUUCUUGGUCUGGAUGUCCCGAACACUCCAUCACGAUCCGCCUGGGAAGAGGAGGAUACGGGUCGAACAUCAAAGGUGCACACUUCAAGCUGGGACACCCCGCUGUCAUCCACUCAUUCUGAUGAUGCGGGCGCUUCGACAACGCGCAGUAUCUCCAGCAUUUGGCGAAGCGAACGAAAACAUGAACGACGAAGAAAUGAAAAAAGGAGACAUCGAGAAGACACGGUGCGUUCGGUGAAAGAAGAGGGAGAUAUGAUACCCGAGUUUCGUGAUGAUUUUGAACGAGCAGAAUGGGAACGAGAGCAGCAGAAGUUGGAUCGCGAAUGGUAUGACAAUGAUCAAGGAUACGAUGAGGAAAACAAUCCUUUUGCUCAGGUUUCUCUUUUUUUUUUCAGUAAGCAGCGUCAAAAAAAGUUUUUUAUUUCUUUUUUUUUUUUCAGUAAGCAGCGUCAAAAAAAGUUUUUGUUUAAAAAAAGCACUAGUUUUUCGCGCGAGAGAUGUCAAUUUUUCUAA